ACAGGUGACGCAACAUAUGCUAGUCCUGCGCCGACUAGCUCCUCCGGGAGCCAAGCUCCUGAGUGCUUGGACUCGAAGUUUUGGCCUGGUGGAGUUCGCCGGCCACUGGCCUAGCUUGGAGAAACAACAGUUCGAGUCGGACAUGCGGGUCAUCCAGGACUUUGUUACGGCGGAAGAGGAAGAACUCCUGAUACGAGAAAUAGAGCCUCACAUCAGCCGGUUGCCCUACGAGUCCAGCCAUUGGGACGACGCGAUUCAUGGUUACCGCGAGGUGGAACGAAAAAAGUGGUCACCCGAAAACCGGGAUGUGCUGAACCGCGUCUCCACAGUCGCCUUCGAUGGUCAAGUUAUGCCCUUCGUUCAUAUUCUGGACCUUGCUGAAGCUGGUGUGAUCAAGCCGCACGUAGAUAGCACUCGGUUUUGUGGCCACACCAUUGCCGGAAUCAGCCUGCUCAGUGAUUGUGUUAUGCGGCUGAAGCGAGUGCCCGAAGAUCCUAGCACUGCUAGCCACUCCGCAGAUCUGCUCCUGCCCUGUCGUUCGCUCUACAUCAUGAGCACCCUGGCGCGAUACAAGUUUACACACGAAAUCCUGGCCAGUGAACAAUCGUGGUUCAAGGAACGCUUGGUGAAAAGAGGGCGUCGCGUCUCCGUAAUCUGCAGAAACGAACCUUAGUAUAUAAUCCGGUUUUAAACGUGUUUUUACCCCUGAAAGGAAUAUAAUUUGUUGAAUAAACCCAAAACUCUGGUUCUGUCCUGCA
Drosophila eugracilis is the source of this 758-nucleotide messenger RNA. Its product is annotated as alpha-ketoglutarate-dependent dioxygenase alkB homolog 7, mitochondrial. Gene Ontology annotation, biological process: DNA damage response; fatty acid metabolic process. Gene Ontology annotation, cellular component: mitochondrial matrix. The record is from RefSeq and is a predicted model, not a curated record. The transcript has 3 exons. Lineage: Eukaryota; Metazoa; Arthropoda; Insecta; Diptera; Drosophilidae. The coding region runs from base 17 to 673 and encodes 218 amino acids.